AUGGAUAUAGCAGAUAUUUAUGAGAAAAGAAUCAAGACAUAUGCGCAGGGUAUUCCUUAUGCAGAUAUUAAUGAUAAGUCUACCAAUUCUUCAUUGGAUUAUAGUCAAGUUAAUAAAGAGUCUAUGUUGAGUUAUAGUCUAGAUGAUGUAGUGUUUAUAUUGAGUUAUAAUCGAGUCAAUGUAGAAUCUAAGAUCAAACUAGAAUGA
This is a messenger RNA of Funneliformis geosporum, 207 nucleotides long. NCBI's taxonomy places the organism in Eukaryota, Fungi, Glomeromycota, Glomeromycetes, Glomerales, Glomeraceae. The record is from the annotation of a GenBank genome assembly.